Gopherus flavomarginatus (Mexican gopher tortoise) is the source of this 4214-nucleotide messenger RNA. It is a transcript of the gene TRNAU1AP, whose product is annotated as tRNA selenocysteine 1 associated protein 1. Gene Ontology annotation, molecular function: tRNA binding. The transcript has 15 exons. Gene Ontology annotation, cellular component: nucleus. The record is from RefSeq and is a predicted model, not a curated record. Lineage: Eukaryota; Metazoa; Chordata; Testudines; Testudinidae. The coding region runs from base 147 to 1010 and encodes 287 amino acids. Gene Ontology annotation, biological process: selenocysteine incorporation.
CCCGCGGGAGGAGGCGGCGGGGAAGCGCGGCGGCCGGAGCGGGCUCCGGAGACACCGUGAGGCGGCGCCGGCGGGAGCGUCGGCGGGGCCGAGCGGGCAGCCGGAGCCGCGGCCCCCCGAGCCCGCCCGGGGCCUGCGGGAGCAGCAUGGCCGCCAGCCUGUGGAUGGGGGACCUGGAGCCAUACAUGGAUGAGAACUUCGUUUCAAGAGCCUUUGCCACCAUGGGAGAACUUGUUUUGAGUGUAAAAAUCAUCCGAAAUAGAUUGACAGGAAUUCCAGCAGGCUACUGCUUUGUAGAAUUUGCAGAUCUGGCUACUGCAGAGAAGUGUUUACACAAAAUCAAUGGAAAACCGCUUCCUGGUGCCACACCAUCAAAGCGAUUUAAACUGAACUACGCAACAUAUGGAAAACAGCCUGAUAACAGUCCAGAAUACUCACUCUUUGUGGGAGAUCUGACCCCUGAUGUGGAUGAUGGCAUGUUAUAUGAGUUUUUCGUUAAAGUUUAUCCAUCAUGUAGAGGUGGCAAAGUUGUUUUGGACCAGACUGGAGUUUCCAAAGGUUAUGGGUUUGUGAAAUUCACGGACGAGCUGGAACAGAAAAGAGCUCUGACAGAAUGCCAAGGGGCUGUGGGAUUGGGCUCUAAACCCGUACGCUUGAGUGUGGCCAUACCAAAAGCUAACCGUAUGAAGACGGUGGAGUACAAUCAGAUGUACAACUAUAAUUAUAACCAGUAUUACCAACAAUAUCAGAACUACUAUGCCCAGUGGGGAUACGACCAGAACACAGGCAGUUAUAGCUACAGCUAUCCCCAGUAUGGAUACACACAGAGCACCAUGCAGACAUAUGAAGAAGUUGGUGAGGAUGCAUUGGAAGAUCCAAUGCCUCAGAUGGACGUGACAGAAGCAAACAAACAGUUUAUGGAACAGAGUGAAGAACUCUAUGAUGCCUUGAUGGACUGUCACUGGCAGCCUUUGGACACUGUCUCUUCAGAGAUUCCAGCCAUGUUAUAGCCUCAUUGCAGAGGCAUUGUCUCUACACGACAAGCCAGCGGGCACCAGACUCCUACGCUGUCCCUGGAACCUGCAGUAGUGAAGGGAUGGCCCCUCUUCCACCCAGGUCUCUGACUCAAAGUACAGGGAGACUGUGGCAUUUCCUGUACACAAUGAGUAUUGGAGGAGCAUCGUGGUAGCUUUUAUUCAUGGUGAAAAUUAGAACUGCAACAGUUUUAUUCCUUUGGUCUCGAAAUGAACUCUUAAUACUUCUUGGGGAAUUGUAAUUUAUAAACUUUAAACAAGAUGGCACAGGGGAAAGACUCUUCUCCAAUAUACAAUAAAAAAAAAUUGGUCUUUUAAGUAAAAUUAUCCUUUGCAUUUUGGACCCUGCUCUUCUCUGUGUUUCUACUCAUUUAACUGUCUUAUACUCACAUGAAACUACUUUCAGUAAAUAUGUUCUUUAAAAAAUCACCAUCAAUCACCACUCAAACGUCUCAAUGACUCAACAUGGAAUGGUUUGUUCCGUUGGCCAGCUGCACUGUUACCUGAGAUGUCUAGUGAUGGGAGGGGACAGCUAUCUAGAUGCAGAGCAAUUCUGGGAACUCGUAUGGAAGCCUGAAAAUGUUUUGGAGGAAGUAGUUACAGGCCAAAGACAGGCAGCCACCCGGACUGCGUGGCUACAAGGGGGGCCAGCGGGUUGAACUACAGCUCCCAGAAGGCUUUGGAGGACGGCCCCGCGGAGGAGCCAAUCAGAACGUCGCCGCUGGCAGGGCCGGCCCUUAAAAGCCGCGUCUCGGAAGCGCUUCGCUCUUUCCCGUGGCGGUCCGAAGCUGGGAGUUUGCGGGGCAAAUCGCUCGGGUAAGGCCCGGGGGCGUUUGCAAUCCGUCGCCAUCCUCUCUCCUCCGGGGGCGGCUGGGGGCUCUGCCCCUUGCCAGCUGCCCUGGAGCGGCUCAGCUUUCCGGGGGGCGGGUUGGGCUGUCAUAUUUUCGGGGGGUGGAAAUACAAAGAGUCCCGCGGAAUGGGGCUCCGGGCUGGAUUCCCACCUGCCUGGGGCGGGAAGCGCGGAUCAUCGCAGGGGGCAGCUGGGUAGAGCCGUGCACGGGUACAAAAAGCCGUGCAUCCGCAUCCGAGCCGCAAAAACGGCCUGUGGGUUUGCAGGGCUCUGCUCACCCAGGCCAGGCUGCGGUUCCGAGGCGCCCCUCUGGACUCCUCCACCUGCCCUGGACUGGGGGCCAGCGACCCGGCCGGUAGAGGGUCUGCACCACAAUUUCCUCAACCUGUCCACGGAUAUAAAGCGGAUACCCCAGGGGAUUUGCAGGGCUCUACGGCUGGGGAAACUUCAAGGGCUGUUUAGCAAUAAAUCCAGGGAGGCCGGGAGCUGGGAGAGGCUCUGUUGUGGGGGGGCGGGGGGUGUCAUUGAGGAGAGCACCUCACUAUGUGCCUCAAAGGGUCUCCUGUAUUUGUUGGUUAAUUUGUAACUAAAGAGGUUCUGGGCUUCAAGCAAUGUGGAUAUUUUACAGUUGUGCCCGGAGGUAGGACAGGAAUUAAGUAAGCCCUGCCUGUGGUCUAGCCCCACUAGCCUGCGGAAGAGGCAGCUGAUCAGCCAAACAGCGUGUUUGCGAAGGCAGAUGCCCAGCAGUGGGGGUGGUGGUUUUGUGCCCAGAAAUGCAGCGUUGCAGGAAGCUGUGUCUCUGCAAAUGGGCAGAGGCCUGUGUUUGUCCAGAAGCGCCUUUCUGGUGUCUGGCGGAGUGGAAAAGGGGAUGGUAGUGAGUAAGGUGUUUCACUAGGUGAGUGUGUUUUGUGCACAGCAGUGAUACAGGGCCAAAUUUCUGCACUCGGUGGCUUUACCCUACUGUGAUUCAACUGGCUUUAAUGUGAUGCCAGCAAAAUUGGGCUUAAUCAGCUAAUGCCAAAUUGUUAACUAGCUCUGAUGCUUGGUGGUAAACCCAGGAGGAGUUAAAUGCUGCAUUACUGAUAUGAAGGCCCCAUGCUGGACUUAGUUGUGGAGAGUGGGGGAAGGUGGCAUAGGGAAGUGGAUUAAAAUCCGUGUUUAGGUUAGACAGUCUUAUAUGGAGACAGGUCUGCAUUUUAGCCUUUCAGGAAAGAGCAGUGGGAGGGAGAGAAGAGGAGGGUCCAUUAAAAUGGAGAAAUGAUUACCCUUGCCCCCAUUAAAGCCUCAAUUUAAAUCAUUGAUUUUAAUAAUCUUUUCCAUUUGUACUUCAUUUACAUUUCUAAAGAGAGGCACAGGCUCACGGGGUUGAUCUAAAACUAAAUGGAGCCUUUACACUAGAUUUGAUACAUCUUUUUGCUACCUAGGAGAGUAACUAUACACCUGUAUUGAACCAAUUGUGUAGCUUAAUACUAAAUUAUCAUUAAUUUACAUUUUUGUACGUUAGAAAAUGGUAAUGAUAUAUGGAUUAUUUACUAGAGAUCAAUUUUAUCCUCAUUGAUCCUGCCAUUCCUUUCUUCCAGAUCUCACCUGGUGUCUGUGCAUGGGCUGGGACAGAGCCUUGAGAUGCUGGAACCAUUCAAACAUGAGCCUGGCAUUGUUCACUUGCUUUCCCCACAGAGUGAGGAGCUGGUGCCCCUGUCCUGGAGAUUGCGGCGGAGUCCAGCAGGGCUGGUCUGCAGGCGCCCUUCAAAACCCAGACAGUUGCUGAGGUCUCUCGCUUGCUGGAUGGAAUGAAGUGGGCACACAGCAGCUAUUGUGCAAGGAAUCUCUUGCUAAGUGAAAGAAGCUGAUGCUGCCAAGGCGAGCUAAUGGACUGGCUAGGAAGUCUUGCCACCUAGUGGAACAUGAUGGUGUCUCCCAAGGGGCUGGAACUCCGGAAAGACCCAUGGAUGGGCAAAAUGAAAGUGGAACAGAGCUGAGAAACUUGAGCUGGGACUGGACUGUCCCCUCCAACUUUCAGUCCCUCUUAAACGCAAUGUUUCUGCUUCCUAAAGAGAACAUUGUCCUGCACAGGGAAAAGGAAUUUUCUUACCUCGGUCUGCCUGUCCUUAGGCUGCAAGCUCUACAGGGCAGGGCCCAUCCCUUCUCUUGCGUAUGAAAAUCAUCUCAUACUAUUCACAUCAUGAGAAAUUGUUUACAGGUUCAGCUGCAUCUGUAUAAGUACACAACACAAGGACUGUCCUUUCCAGAGCUUGUGUUCUUAGUAAAAACUCACCUGUGUAGGGAAUCUGGAAAUAAAACAUCAGGAAAUAAUAAAUGCAGCAGUCAAA